AUCCUUCCGCUGUCCCAGCCCCAACCCCCAACUUCAUGAAGAUCUUUAUAAGAAUUGAGGCAGCAGCUUCAGAGACAAACUUGUCCCUGCGUAAAGCGAUAUCCAUCACCUCACAGGACAAAACUUGGCUCCAUAUAAGAAUUAAGGCAGCCAACUUGGGAGACAGACUUUCCUGUAGAAAGAGUUAUCCAUCAGCUCAACAGGACUGAACCUGGGUAAACAAUAGAAGAUGAGAUUCGUCACCAAGUUCAGCCUUUACCUUCUUGGAAUUCUGGUCUCCAGUUCUUUUCCAGGAGCCAAGACCAGCUCAUGUCCCAGGGAUUGGAUGCAAAACCAGGGCAACUGCUAUGCUUAUUUUGAUUUUAAGAUGUCAUGGGACGAUGCUGAGAUUGAGUGCCAGAGCUAUGGCCGUGGGACCCACCUUGCCUCUAUCCUCACUGAGAAAGAGGCAGCCUUGGUAGCCAAGCACAUCGCCACAUACCAGAAAAAUCCAAGUAAUGUCUGGAUUGGGCUCCAAGAUCCCCGUGAGAAUGGGCGCUGGAGGUGGGCUGAUGAAUCAACUUUCAAUUACCGAAGCUGGAACGAAGGGGAACCAAACAACGUGGGCGGUGUGGAGUAUUGUGUGGAGUUGCUGCAUGGCUCUGGUUUACGGAAGUGGAAUGAUAGAAUAUGUGAUCAAAUGAAUACCUUCAUUUGCAAGCAAGAGCUGUAAAGCAGUCCUACAGUUCCCAACAGUGCCAGCUGAAGUCAGAUGACUCUGGUAUCAUUUUCUCCUCCGACAUCCUUCAAAGUGAAAGACCAGCUAUCUCCAAUGACUCUAAAAUAAACAUUCAUGUCUAUA
Messenger RNA from Zootoca vivipara (common lizard), 841 nucleotides. The record is from RefSeq and is a predicted model, not a curated record. Lineage: Eukaryota; Metazoa; Chordata; Lepidosauria; Squamata; Lacertidae.